Messenger RNA from Penicillium digitatum Pd1, 915 nucleotides. RefSeq lists its product as uncharacterized. NCBI's taxonomy places the organism in Eukaryota, Fungi, Ascomycota, Eurotiomycetes, Eurotiales, Aspergillaceae. The record is from RefSeq and is a predicted model, not a curated record.
AUGGAAAACCCACGGAAUCGCAAACAGCGCCGCGCGGCAGCUGGAUCUUCCUCGAACAAAGACGAACCCGAAAUUGCCAUGGCCCACCCCCCACGCAAUGAUCCGACCCAAAACAAACCAUCCGUUGAGCGCACACUAUAUGACAUCAUCGCAGAGCGACAAAGCGGACUGCAUCCAAAGGGAGCUAUUCCAGCUUCAGUUGAAGCACAGGGUAUACCGCCGCAGUCAGGGGGAACGCGAUUCGUGACGGUCAACGCAUCCGGGGAAUUGGUCGACACCGACGGCGACAUCAACAGCCAUCUCUCCAAUCCCACGCAAAACGGGACCCGUAAAAGUCCACCGGGUGCCAAUGGCACCACUUUGAAGCCAUCCGACUCUGAAUCCGAACCCGACAAACCCCUCCCCCCACUCCUCGACACAAUCCUCCUUUCCCUGCCCCUUACCACCCUCCACCUUACCCUGGGCUACCUCGCCGCACAUCAAUACGCCGAAAGAAUCGAUCUGCCAAAACUCUUCAAAGAAUCCGUGACAACCGUAUUCCCUCUCCUUACUUUAUUCGUCCACCUCGCACACGGUCAUAUCCUCUCCUUCAAGAAGCGCAGCUCGAAGGGAAAACCUGCUCCUCUUAAUGUGUUCCCCUUGACAAGGGACAAACUGACCUUUUCAUUCCUCCGACGGCUGGUUUUCCCGCCUGCGCUGAAGACUCUGGUUUUUCUUCCUCUUGCUGCGGUGCUGGGCGCGCAUCUGAUCGCUAUCACGAAUGGAGAGCCGUAUUAUGCGAUCAUGAAGAAGGCGCCUGCUGUUGGGACUAUUUGGAUUUGGUGUAUUCUAGAGUUGUCCUUUGGGGCGGCUGUGCUUGGGGCGUUGGGACCUAUGAUUUGGGGAGUUUGGUGGAUGGGGUAUGGCAUUAUUUGA